AUGGUUCCUCAGCUCGAUAUGAAGGAUGUCAAGUCCAGCUGCCAGCGCAAUCUGAGACACCUCAUGUACCUCCAGAACCAGCGGCGCGGCUAUGAUUACGCGUCGCAGGUCGACCUAGAGUGGCAGAUUCGCAGCCAAACGGGCAUCUUGAUAGGUGAGGUGCGGACGCUCCAGAACGAGGUCCGACGCAUGGUCAAGAAUGCGAAGAACCACCGAUGGCGGCGAUGGCUGUUUGGAGGAUUUCUGGCGACGUUUAUCCCGAUUGUGCGCAAGCUGUUUCGCCGAGGCUCGGAUUCUGAGUCGCUGGCUUCAUCCAACAACACCGAAUACGCAUUCCGCAAGUCAAAGGGUCUCCUCCAGCGCAUCAAAGAUACCGUCUUGGGCCAUCACCGUCUCGCCAGCAUCGCCUUCUUUGUCUUUUCGGUCAUGUACGUGUUCCAGAAUGAAGUCACAUUGCGGGUGGCCAAGACAGUACAGAAGCGCCUCAAGAAACUGUCCCAGCGGCUCGAGUAUAGCAACCAGGAGGUCGAUGAGAAGGACCUGAAGGUUCUAGAAGGCUGGCGAUGGAGAGUGCUUUUAUGGUGA
Molecule: messenger RNA, 585 nt
Organism: Trichoderma atroviride IMI 206040
Lineage: Eukaryota; Fungi; Ascomycota; Sordariomycetes; Hypocreales; Hypocreaceae
Source: RefSeq, a predicted model, not a curated record